Molecule: messenger RNA, 1491 nt
Organism: Vigna unguiculata (cowpea)
Lineage: Eukaryota; Viridiplantae; Streptophyta; Magnoliopsida; Fabales; Fabaceae
Gene: TFIIS
Product: transcript elongation factor IIS
Biological process (GO): transcription elongation by RNA polymerase II; DNA-templated transcription
Cellular component (GO): nucleus
Molecular function (GO): nucleic acid binding; zinc ion binding
Source: RefSeq, a predicted model, not a curated record
GUUUGAUCCGUGAUGAUCCCUCCGUUUAUAUUUCACACUCUCUCGUUACCUCAGAUUUCUUUCUUCCUUUCACUGGCAACACGGCCGCCGCAGGAGACAACAACCACAACAGCGUCAGGCACCUUUCUGGAGGUGAGAGGCGUUGGGUUUGAUGGAGAAGGAACUGGUGGAAUUGUAUGACGCCGCCAAGAAGGCGGCGGAUGCGGCCCUCUCCGGCGACGCUGAGCACGAGGAGAGCCGAUGCAUCGAUGCCCUGGAACAGCUUAAGAAAUUUCCGGUUAAUUAUAAGAUUCUUGUUAACACUCAGGUAGGCAAACAUCUUAAAGUUCUCACAAAGCACCCAAGGCAGACAAUUCGGGCUUUUGCUGUUGACCUAAUUGAGAUAUGGAAAGGCAUAAUUAUCAAGGAAACAAGCAAAAAUAAAAACGGGGGUGUUGAUAGUAAGGUUGAAUCAGCUAAUGGGGAGAGAUCUAAACCUGGGAAAAUGCAGAAGAGUGCUUCAGUGAAAGUUGAAAAAAGUGAAACUGUCAAGGCUGAGAGAAAUGAUAGAAAUGGUACAUCAAAGUCAGAAAGUAUGAGAAAGGCACAGAAUGAUGUCAAGAUUGAGAAAACUGAUCGUGCUGCAAGUGUCAAGGUGGAAAAGUCAGCCAAGGAGGUAAAGCCAUUUUCUGGAACAAAGAAAUUUUCAUCCAGUUCUGCAACUCCCCCAAAGCUAGCAACUAUGAUCAAAUGUAAUGAUGCAACGCGAGACAAAAUAAGGGAACUUCUCCAUGAGGCUUUGUCCAAGGUCUCUGGAGAGGCUGAUGAAGAUCUUGUAGAGAUUGUCAAUGCUACUGAUCCUAUUCGAGUUGCUGUGACAGUGGAGUCUGUAUUAUUUGAAAAAUGGGGUCCUUCAAAUGGAGCGCAGAAGGUCAAGUACAGGUCCUUAAUGUUUAACCUUAAGGAUUCAAAUAACCCUGAUUUCCGGAGAAAAGUUCUGCUUGGUGUUGUUGAGCCUGAGCAACUGAUCAACAUGAGCUCGUCAGAAAUGGCUAGUGAGCAAAGGAAGCAGGAAAAUCAGAAAAUCACUGAGAAAGCUUUGUUUGAAUGUGAACGUGGAAUGCAACCAAAAGCUACAACCGAUCAAUUUAAGUGUGGCCGAUGUGGUCAAAGAAAGUGCACCUAUUACCAAAUGCAGACUCGCAGUGCUGAUGAACCUAUGACAACCUAUGUCACUUGUGUUGUCUGCAAUAACCGUUGGAAGUUCUGUUAGUGCAGUUGUGUGUCACACUAGAGCUUUCCCAUUUGUAGGGUAUGAAGGUACGAGUGUCGUUAUGGUUUCGAAUAGCAGUCGUGCCAGAAUUUUCUAUCAGACUGUUACAUGUAGAAAAUUUGUAGGCAGAGAAAUGUACUUUUAUUCUUUUUCGGUUUUAACUCAAGUUUUCGCAUUACUGUAGUUUGCUGUAACUUUAGAAGUUUAUCUUUUAUAAAAUUUCUCCAUUGUUUUUCUCA